GAAUGAGUCGGAAUCACGCUGCCAUGAUUUUGGGAAGAAUUAUCUCCAAUUCUUCUUUCAAUUCAUCCACUCUCCCCAUUGCUUCUCUACACUCGUUUCUUGUCAAACCCAGAUUCAAUUUUGAUAAUCUCACCCACCAAAUUAGAUACUUCUACGCCAAACCCAGAUUCAAUCUUGAUAAUCUCAGCCACCAAAUUAGAUCCUUCUCCUCCUAUCCCAGAUUUAAUCUUGAUAAUCUCACCCACCAAAUUAGAUACUUCUCCGCUUAUCAUAGAUUCGAUUUUGAAUCUAUACGUGAGCCCAAUGAUGCCGUCGCUCUAUUUCGGGAUUUGAUGAGAACAGAGCCGCUUCCUUCUGUUAAGCUUUUCUCGAAAUUGCUGAGUGCUGUGGUCAAGAUGAGACAAUACUCUCUUGCCCUUCAUCUGAUCGACGAAAUGCUUCAAAGGGAUGUUCCUGUAGAUCACUACAUAUUGAGUAUUGCGAUUGAUUGCUACUGCCGACUAAAAAAACCUGAUUUUGGGUUUGCAAUCUUAGGCAUUUUUUUAAAGCGUGGGUACGAGCCUACUGUGGUGACCUUUACCAUUCUCAUCAAAGGGUUACUGUUGGUUGGAAGGAUCCCAGAGGCAGCUAAAGUGUUGUGGAAGCUGUCGGUCUACCGAUUAUGCGAGCCCGAUGAACAGACGUAUAAUACUAUGAUUAAUGGGAUUUGCAAAGCUGUAGGUAGUCUCCAUGCGCUGGAAUUGCUCUGCUUAUUGGAAAAAGAAAAGGGAAUCUGCAAACCCGAUGUCUAUUCUUACACUGCAGUCAUUGAUCGUCUAUGCAAGGAAGGAAAGGUGGACGAUGCUCUCCAACUCUUCUCCUCUUUGGGUGAUUGUUACAACUCAGGAGCUAUCUCAAGUUGGGCCGAGGCAACAACAAGAAGGUGAAGCCCAAGAAGAAUCCCAUGACCCAGCAGAAGGAAAUCGGCCCAAGAGAGUGACAAAGAUGCCAAAACGCUUUAAGGAUUAUGAGCUGGAGUAGGAAGAACACGUGGAGUUUUUGGUCCCCUCUUUCUGUUAGAGU
This is a messenger RNA of Salvia miltiorrhiza (redroot sage), 1062 nucleotides long. RefSeq names its product putative pentatricopeptide repeat-containing protein At1g12700, mitochondrial. Bases 3 to 926 code for a protein of 307 amino acids. The record is from RefSeq and is a predicted model, not a curated record. The transcript has a single exon. Gene Ontology annotation, molecular function: protein binding. NCBI's taxonomy places the organism in Eukaryota, Viridiplantae, Streptophyta, Magnoliopsida, Lamiales, Lamiaceae.